Danio rerio (zebrafish) is the source of this 2516-nucleotide messenger RNA. The record is from RefSeq and is a predicted model, not a curated record. Lineage: Eukaryota; Metazoa; Chordata; Actinopteri; Cypriniformes; Danionidae.
UACGGAAGCGCUCGUCUGCCAUGCAACCGUUGACGUCUUUUUGGACGCUGUUCAUUGAUAACAAAAUACUGCAGCUGUUGAAGUAUCGAGUAAGAGAAUUUGUGUUGUUUGUUUUAAACAACAUUGGCGUUCAUUAAGCGUUUUAGGCAACAAUGAAACCGUCCUUGGAGUCAGACGAGGAAGAGGAAUUAGGAGCACUGCAGAAGACGCUGAGAGAGCGAGCCAACCGCAGUAUCCAGCAUCUGUCCAGCAUGUUGGCCGGCCACAGCUCUGACUCCGAGACGUCAGAACCAAACCAGCAGGAGUUGCUCAGUUCUGUGCAACAAAACCCUUGUUCUCCAGUUCAGCAGAGUGAAGCAGUCAGUCAGCUGCGUUCCUUGCUUCAAAUGAAGACCAAGGAUGCCAAUAUUCAAUCACUUUCCCCUUCCAGAAGGAAACUGGCAGCAAAGAGAGCCACAGAUGAUGGCAGUAGCAGUCAGCCUGGUGUUCAUAACUUGGUUCCCAUCAUAAACAACCAGUCUGAGUACAUUCAGCACCUGGAGGCUGAGGUCAAGUUCUGCAAGGAGGAGCUCCUGGAAAUGAAGCAGAGAGUUAGAGUGGUGAUCGUGGAGAAUGAGAAACUACACCAUGAGCUGAAAGCAAAGACGAUUGAAGACACGCUUAAAGAAUACACAUUUGUUGAUAGCACAUUAAACAUGGAACACACAGCAGAAAACACUUUAAAGGAAAGACUAGGUUCUGUUAAUCAAGCGGAGGACCACAAGUGGAGGAAAGAAAUGGAGCAACUGAAGUGUCUCUAUCAAGCACAAACUGAGACUCUGGAGGCUCAAGUGGUCUCCCUGAAGAAAGACUUGGCCUGCAUUCAGAAGGAAUAUGAGGAAAGUAAAGAACGACUGAGGCACAAAGAAGCAAUGGCUGUGGCGGCGGGCACUGGUCAGCGUGUGAGUGGUCUAUGUCUGAAGUGUGCCCAGCAUGAAGCAGUUCUAGCAGAGACACACACCAAUGUUCAUGUACAGAGCAUUGAAAGACUCACUAAAGAGCGAGAUGAGCUGAUGACCGUUCUCUGCUCUCUGAGGGCCAGUCAGACUGACGCCCAGCAGAGAGAAUGGGGAGCCUAUCAGCAGGUCAAACAGGCAGUAGAGAUGGCAGAAGAGGCCAACCUGGAGAAGACAAGAGCGCUGGUGCAGUGUGAGCAUUUUCACAAUGAGCUGACUAGACAGAGAGAGAGACUGGAGAGAGAGCUGGCAUCUGAGCAGGACAAAAUCUCUCAGGCCAGGGAGGCAGCGCGUUCAGAGAGCAAGAAAGAGAGGGAAGAACUCAUGCAGACUCUGAGCAGUCUGUCUCAGAAAGUGGCUGAAUUGCAGGGUCUGUUGGAUAGAGGAGAAAGAGAUCGAAACUCGCUCAACAGUCAGCUGGAAGAAGCUUAUAAAAAGCUUACCGUACAAGAAACUGACAGCAGCAAGAUGUGUGCAGAGCUGCGCUUUCUGUUGAGCCAGGCCCAGCUGAAGAAAGAGGAGGCAGAGAGAGACGUGAGGGACAUCAGCUCCAAAUUAGGCCGCCAACUAGAACUGGCAGAGCAGGAAGUACAGAAGUUGGGUGUGGAGCUGAGCGGUUACCGGCAGCGUUUGGAGGAGGCCCAGAGGGCAGAGGGCCGAGCCCGGGCGGAGGCAGCAGGCCUGGCUGAGGGGCUAAGCCGCGCCCAGCGCCAACUGCACCUCACCAGGCAGGAGAAGGAGGCAUCAGAACGCUGCUGUGGUGAGGACAUGGCCGCUCUGACCUUCCAGGCACAGCGGCGCGAACGUGAGCUGACACAGACGCUCCAGCAAAUGGAGGCGCAGCACGAAAAGAGUGUCAGAGAAACAGAUGCUCUGCUGAGUGCUCAGAACAGCCUGAUCAGGAAACUGAAGGAGGAAUGUCACACACUCGGGGCAAAGCUGGAGGAACUGGCUCAGAGCAGCAGAGCAGAGAUGGAGCAGUUGUCUCUGGAGAGAGAGCACCUGCAGGAGAGCGCUGAGAAGCUGAGAGGUCGCUGUGAGGAGAUGGAGGAGCAGUGUGUGCAGCAUGGGAGGAUGCAUCAGCGCAUGAAGCAGAGACUGCAGCAGCUGGACCAGCACUGUCAGGCCAGCUCUCAGCAGGUGCUGCAGCUCCUCAGCAGACAGAAGCAGCUCAUGCAGGAGCGUCAGCAGCUCACUGAAGACCUGCACAGCCUGAAAAGCCAGGUGCAUGCUGGGAAGAGAAUGGACAGGCUGGCUGUGUGAGGGGAUCAAUUCUGUGCUUAUACGUUUACUUCUGCCAAAGUGAGACGCAAUACACAUUUUGAAAAUAUACUUCAGCUUGAGCCACAGUGCACUUAUUUGAAUACAUUUAAAAGUAGGUAUGUGGAGUCAUAACUGUAUGACUAAUCCCACAAGUCAUUUUAGCGCACAAUUACAUGUGUCUUAAUGUAAAUAGUUAUGUAUCUUCAUGUGUUCAUUUUUAUUUCAUUAAAGGUUCUGGCCAGGGUCAUUGAAGUUGUA